AUGGAGAGUACCAUACCAAACUCCUCCUCGUCACCGAAAGGUCGAGGAGUAAACUUCUCGUCCCCGAGAAACUUUGUUGUUAAGUUUAAAUCGAAAUGUAAAGAAACCUUCUUUCCCGAUGAUCCAUUCAAACCGAUAUCGCAGGAGCCAAACGGUAUGAUGAAAACAAAAAAGACAUUGGAGUAUUUUGUUCCAGUCUUUGAGUGGCUCCCAAAGUACAAUCUGCAAAAGCUAAGGUACGAUGUGCUUGCCGGAAUCACAAUCACCAGCCUUGCCGUUCCACAGGGUAUUAGCUAUGCAAAUCUCGCCAGUAUCCCUCCCAUUAUAGGCCUAUAUUCAAGUUUUGUGCCGCCAUUUGUGUACGCCGUGUUAGGAAGUUCGAACACUUUGGCGGUGGGAACAGUCGCAGCAUGCUCUUUGCUGAUAUCUGAGACAUUCGGUGAGGAAAUGUUGAAAAAGGAUCCUACCCUCUACCUUCAUUUGAUCUUCACAGCCACUUUCAUCACCGGUGUGUUCCAAUUUGCUUUGGGCUUCCUCAGUGGAGGUGGCAAAAAAAAGAUAAAACCAAAGCUAUUUUGGGUAUCGGCAAUGGGUCCAAUGGUGGUCGUCCUUGUGGGUUGUCUAGUUGCUUAUUUGGUAACAGGAACAGAACACGGAAUCCAAACAGUUGGGCCUUUAAAGAAAGGACUAAACCCUCCUUCUAUUCAAUAUUUGAACUUCGACUCCAAGUAUCUACCUUUGGUUUUAAAGGCCGGAAUUGUCACUGGACUCAUCGCUAUGGCUGAAGGGAUAGCGAUCGGAAGGAGCUUUGCUGUAAUGAAGAACGAACAAACGGACGGGAACAAAGAGAUGAUAGCAUUUGGUCUUAUGAACAUAAUUGGCUCCUUUACAUCUUGCUAUUUGACAACGGGACCAUUUUCAAAGACAGCAGUGAACUACAACGCGGGGACAAAGACACCGAUGUCGAAUGUAGUGAUGGGCAUUUGCAUGAUGCUUGUGCUUCUCUUCCUUGCGCCUUUAUUCAGCUACACACCACUGGUUGGUCUCUCAGCCAUCAUUAUGUCAGCCAUGUUGGGACUCAUCGACUACGAGGAGAUGUACCAUCUCUUUAAGGUUGACAAGUUUGAUUUCGUCGUCUGCAUGUCCGCUUUCUUCGGUGUUUCCUUCCUCAGCAUGGACUACGGUCUCAUCAUUUCCGUUGGGUUUUCCGUCUUGAGAGCUUUGUUGUACGUUGCAAGGCCCUCGACUUGUAAACUGGGAAGAAUACCAAACUCGGUUAUGUUUCGAGACAUCGAACAGUACCCUGCCGCCGAGGAGAUGCUUGGUUAUGUCAUUCUUCAGAUGGGUUCUCCUCUCUUUUUCGCGAACAGCACUUACGUCCGCGAAAGGAUUUUGAGAUGGAUUCGUGAUGAACCUGAAGCCGUCGAAUUUCUUCUCCUUGAUCUCUCUGGAGUUUCAAGCGUUGACAUGACCGGGAUGGAAACACUAUUGGAAGUCCGGAGAAUCCUUGUAGCAAAAGGCAUCAAGAUGGUGAUAGUAAAUCCAAGAUUUGAAGUGCUGGAAAAGAUGAUGUUAUCGCAUUUUGUAGAGAAGGUAGGAAAGGAGUAUGUGUUCUUAUCCAUUGACGAUGCAGUCCAAGCAUGCAGAUUUAAUCUUUCCACCACCAAACCCGAGCCAUGCCACCGUUUAGGGAAGACAAAAGAUCCGAGUCCCGGAGUCACGGUACCGACUCGGGCUCACGCGGAGCUCACGAGUCAUGGGUUUCCGAUUGGGCUGCUCCCUCUAUCUGUCAAGGAUUACUACAUCAACCAAACCUCCGGCGACUUCUCCCUUUUCCUCCACGGGACAUGCAAAAUCAUGCUCCCUCCCGACAACUACCUCGCCACGUACUCGAACAAGGUAACGGGUCGGAUUACCCAGGGCCAGAUCGCGGGGCUCCGAGGGAUUCGGGUCCGGGCGUUUUUCCAGUGGUGGUCCAUCACCGGGAUUCGAUCCUCCGGGGAUAAUCUCGUGUUUGAGGUCGGUGGCAUAACCGCCAAAUACGCUUCGAAGAAUUUCGACGAGAGCCUUGAUUGCGAAGGAAAACGAUCUUCUUCCUGA
Messenger RNA from Thlaspi arvense, 2100 nucleotides. Lineage: Eukaryota; Viridiplantae; Streptophyta; Magnoliopsida; Brassicales; Brassicaceae. The record is from the annotation of a GenBank genome assembly.